Molecule: messenger RNA, 5416 nt
Organism: Acomys russatus (golden spiny mouse)
Lineage: Eukaryota; Metazoa; Chordata; Mammalia; Rodentia; Muridae
Gene: Specc1l
Product: sperm antigen with calponin homology and coiled-coil domains 1 like
Exons: 16
Coding region: 197-3556 (1119 amino acids)
Biological process (GO): actin cytoskeleton organization
Cellular component (GO): microtubule organizing center; filamentous actin
Molecular function (GO): protein binding
Source: RefSeq, a predicted model, not a curated record
GCGGGAGCCGCAAGGGAGACAGGGCGGGCCGAGGGAGCGGCGCCGUGGGUUGGCUGCUGCCCUGAGGCCGGACUCAACGGACCCGGGCCGCGCCACCGGGCGAGCUCGCCGCCCGGCCCUCAGCCCGGAGCCAGCGAGUGAGCGAGGCGGUGCCGCGCGGUUUGGUUGUAAAUGCAUCACCAAGAGGCAGCCCAGAAUGAAGAAAGCAAACAGGAGUGCUGGCUCAGUGCCUAAGGUAUCUGGGAUAAGCAAACUGCAAACAGUAGAGAAAAGCAAGCCUGAGAGCAGCAGCUCUUCAGCACCCACAGGAGGCAAGCCAGUAAAGCCUGGAACAACAGCAGCUCUGUUAAAGACCAAGAGCAAUGAUGACCUCCUAGCUGGAAUGGCUGGAGGGGUGAGUGUGACUAAUGGUGUUAAAGCAAAGAAAAGCACCUGUUCAUCUGCAGCGCCCUCAGCUCCUGCCCCUGCCAUGACCAUCUCGGAGAACAAGUCCAAGAUCAGCACAGGCACUAGUUCUUCAACCAAACGAAGUACUUCGGCUGGUAAUAAAGAAUCCAGUUCUACUAGAGAAAGAUUACGUGAACGCACCCGGCUAAACCAGAGCAAAAAACUGCCUUCUGUAAGUCAGGGAACUAAUGAUGUGGCACUGGCUAAACGUUCGCGCAGCCGCACUGCUACAGAGUGUGAUAUUCGUAUGAGCAAGUCUAAGUCGGACAAUCAGAUCAGUGACAAAGCUGCUUUGGAAGCCAAGGUGAAAGAUCUCCUCACACUGGCAAAAACCAAAGAUGUGGAAAUUUUACAUUUGAGAAAUGAACUCCGAGACAUGCGUGCUCAGCUGGGCAUUAGUGAAGACCACUGUGAAGGUGAUGACAAGUCUGAGGAGAAGGAAACCAUUAUUGCUCACCAGCCGACUGAUGUGGAGUCUACGCUAUUACAGCUGCAGGAACAGAAUACAGCCAUCCGUGAGGAGCUCAACCAACUGAAAAAUGAAAACAGAAUGCUAAAGGACAGGCUGAAUGCGUUGGGCUUUUCCUUAGAGCAAAGGCUGGACAAUUCGGAAAAACUAUUUGGCUAUCAGUCCCUGAGCCCAGAAAUCACCCCUGGCAACCAGAGUGAUGGAGGAGGAACUCUGACAUCCUCAGUAGAAGGCUCUGCCCCUGGGUCAGUGGAGGAUCUGCUGAGUCAGGAUGAAAAUACACUCAUGGACCAUCAGCACAGUAACUCCAUGGACAACCUGGACAGUGAGUGCAGUGAGGUUUACCAGCCCCUCACUUCGAGCGAUGAUGCUCUGGACGCCCCUUCCUCUUCAGAGUCAGAGGGCGUCCCAAGCAUAGAGCGCUCUCGGAAGGGGAGUAGUGGGAAUGCAAGCGAGGUGUCUGUUGCUUGCCUGACAGAACGGAUUCACCAGAUGGAGGAGAACCAGCACAGUACCAGUGAGGAGCUGCAGGCAACUCUGCAAGAGCUAGCCGAUCUCCAGCAGAUUACCCAGGAGCUCAACAGUGAGAACGAGAGGCUGGGAGAGGAGAAGGUCAUUCUGAUGGAGUCACUGUGUCAGCAGAGUGACAAGUUGGAACACUUUGGCCGACAGAUUGAAUAUUUCCGCUCCCUUCUAGAUGAGCAUCACAUUUCUUACGUCAUAGAUGAAGAUGUAAAGAGUGGGCGCUACAUGGAGCUAGAGCAGCGCUACAUGGAUUUGGCUGAGAACGCUCGUUUUGAGCGAGAGCAGCUUCUAGGUGUCCAGCAGCAUUUAAGCAACACUUUAAAGAUGGCAGAACAAGACAACAAGGAAGCUCAAGAAAUGAUAGGUGCACUCAAAGAGCGCAGCCACCACAUGGAGCGGAUCAUUGAGUCUGAGCAGAAGGGCAAAGCGGCCCUGGCAGCCACGUUGGAGGAGUACAAAGCUACUGUGGCCAGUGACCAGAUAGAGAUGAAUCGCUUGAAGGCCCAGCUGGAGAAUGAAAAGCAGAAAGUGGCUGAGCUGUAUUCUAUCCAUAACUCUGGGGACAAGUCUGACAUCCAGGACCUACUGGAGAGUGUCAGAUUGGACAAGGAAAAGGCAGAGACUCUGGCCAGUAGCCUACAGGAAGAUCUGGCUCACACCCGGAACGAUGCUAAUCGGUUGCAGGACGCCAUUGCUAAGGUAGAAGAUGAGUACCGGGCCUUCCAGGAAGAAGCCAAGAAGCAGAUUGAAGAUUUGAAUAUGACAUUAGAAAAACUAAGGUCAGAGCUGGAGGAAAAAGACACAGAGAGGAGCGACAUGAAGGAAACGAUCUUUGAACUUGAAGAUGAAGUAGAACAACACCGAGCUGUGAAGCUUCACGACAACCUCAUCAUUUCUGAUCUAGAGAAUACAGUUAAAAAACUCCAAGACCAAAAGCACGACAUGGAAAGAGAAAUCAAGACACUUCACAGGAGACUUCGGGAAGAGUCCGCGGAAUGGCGGCAGUUUCAGGCCGAUCUCCAGACCGCAGUGGUCAUCGCAAAUGACAUCAAGUCUGAAGCCCAAGAAGAGAUUGGUGACCUAAAGCGGAGGCUACUCGAGGCACAAGAAAAAAAUGAGAAACUCACAAAGGAAUUGGAGGAAAUAAAGUCACGCAAGCAAGAGGAGGAGCGUGGCCGGGUGUAUAACUACAUGAAUGCUGUUGAAAGAGAUUUGGCAGCCUUGAGGCAAGGGAUGGGACUGAGUAGAAGGUCCUCGACUUCCUCAGAGCCAACUCCCACAGUCAAAACCCUCAUCAAGUCUUUCGACAGUGCAUCUCAAGUACCAAAUGCUGCUGCAGCUGCAAUUCCUCGAACGCCUUUGAGUCCAAGCCCCAUGAAAACCCCUCCUGCUGCCGCCGUUUCCCCCAUGCAAAGACAUUCCAUAAGUGGACCAAUCUCAGCCUCCAAGCCUUUGACAGCCUUGACAGAUAAGAGACCAAACUAUGGAGAAAUUCCUGUACAAGAGCAUCUAUUAAGAACAUCUUCAACCAGCCGGCCUGCUUCUCUCCCAAGAGUCCCUGCUAUGGAAAGUGCCAAGACCAUCUCGGUGUCUCGACGAAGCAGUGAAGAAAUGAAGCGGGACAUCUCUGCAUCCGAGGGAGCAUCACCAGCUUCUCUCAUGGCUAUGGGCACCACGUCACCACAGCUCUCCCUCUCUUCCUCUCCCACAGCAUCUGUCACUCCAAGCACUCGAAGCCGAAUAAGGGAGGAAAGGAAAGACCCUCUCUCUGCAUUGGCAAGAGAAUAUGGAGGCUCUAAGAGGAAUGCGUUGUUGAAGUGGUGUCAGAAGAAAACAGAAGGCUAUCAGAAUAUUGACAUCACAAACUUCAGCAGCAGCUGGAACGAUGGGCUGGCUUUCUGUGCACUACUGCACACCUAUCUCCCAGCCCACAUACCCUAUCAAGAGCUGAACAGCCAAGAUAAGAAAAGGAACUUCACCUUGGCUUUCCAGGCAGCUGAAAGUGUUGGAAUCAAAUCUACCCUGGACAUCAAUGAGAUGGCACGCACGGAACGACCCGACUGGCAGAAUGUAAUGCUGUAUGUCACAGCCAUCUACAAGUACUUUGAAACCUGAGCACACAGGAGGAGGUGCUACAAGCUAGGGACCUCUGCAGUCACCAAGUGACACCAACACCAUUAGCUAGAACCCCUAAAGCUUUCAGCGACUCUGGGCCUCCUUGCAGGGAGUGUGCCCAGAUCUAGGCCUCUGCAUUGGAACUGGAACUGGAGACCAGGGCUCUUGCACAUGGCCAUCCUCGGGAGGAGGAAGCACAGCACACAGCCAGCUUACUUCCAGAGACCAUGAAGCUCCACCAGCACCCUGAGUGUGAAGAACAUGAAGGCCUGUGCCCUGCUCAUCCUGGGAAGUAGGAUUGAGUGUGGGAAGCACGGGCUAGCGAAAGUUUUAGCCACUGCACUUCCUGACUGUCAUCCUCGUGGUUCCCAGUGCUGGGACAGAGCUGGCCUUGGUCACUUCCUGUGGGCCUGGGUUCUAAGAGUGUAUCAUAGAGGACUGUCCUAACCACUGAAGUUAACUUAGCUUACAGGCCCACAGCUAGCUGAGUCUACACUGCCACCAAGCAGAUUUUUGUUAGCAAGAAGCAGGUGGCAUACUCAGUGAGUGCUCAGCCAGUUGCCUCUAGCCCCAGGGAAAAGACUGGUCACAAGGAGUUCUCCUAGUUAAAGUUGUUUUAUUAUAAACAAUAUUGGGGAAAUAGCUCCUAUUCUAUUAGCACCAAAGUUAAUUGUUUUAGUAAGCAUAGAAAUAAAACACAAAACAUGGGCGUUAGCAUGGUGAGAGUGAGGAUUCGUGCAGUAGGGAAAAAAGAAUGCUUUAGGGAGCCAGAGGUUCAAGUUGUUGAUGGUUGCCCCUCCAGGGCAGGAGUUAAGACAGUGCCUUAGCCCUGCACCAGGACAGCUGAGCCCACACCUGUGUGAGUAUCUCAUGUGUUGGUGGGAGCUCCAAUACAGGUGGCUCCAUGCUGUGCCUGGGCUGUGGAGCCUACAUCAUUAGUCUAGGCCUUACUCAAGUCUGUUGAUUUCUGGCUGGAAUUUACUAGCCGCUUCUUGGGAGUAGAAAGACCUUUUUUCAUGUGCCUGACACAGAAGCUGUUAUGUGAACAAUGUCAAGACUAUUACUUCCAGGAUACACUUAUUUGUCACCUGCAAGGUACCAUGAGGAAACUGGCCAUCAGUAGAAAUGGGAUCACAGCUUCAGUAACUAGUUGGAUGGCGAGAAUGUCUCCCAGGAGGCAUGCACGGUCCAAACAUGGACAGAGUAAGGUUCUGUGUUCAAGCAUAAUGCUUAAGACUAACUUUGGUGUGUCUGUGGAACCUAGAGAAGAAAGUACUUUGAAAGUAGUUAUUAAGUAACAAGUGGGCUGUGUCUGUAUAUGUUGCCAUCAGAUGGCCAGUCCACCCAUCCACCCUGCCUAACUCUUGCAGUCCAGCAGCCCACGCUGCAGUGUCCCAGAAGACCCCUGUUGUUCUCUCUGUCCAGUGCCCUUCUGCUCUUCCUGGGCCCAGUUCUGUUCUUGCUCCUGAUGAACAGUGUCUUGGGUGACUGACUAUUCAUGUGCGAGUCACUGUUUCCAAAUGAGCCUCCACUGAAUCUCUGAGCUUCCAGCCUCUGCUGCAUUUGCCUUUGCCGAGGCCAUCCACUGUGCACCAGGGUGUUUGAUCUGAGGCCGGGCCUUAUUUAUUAUGUCAUGAAAAAGACUAUGUCUUGUUAAAAAGACUUUCCUGGGCUUGCAGCUCACGACUUCUAUCCCUUGCUGGCUAGUUGAGCCUCGUGCCAGAGUAGAAGUUGCCAUAGUUUUCUAAAGGGAUUUGGAGUAAGUUGGCCGCUACUGAAAGGGGUAUGUUUAUAUAGAGAUAACAUUUCUGUGCUGCAAUCUGUAGGCCUGGGAUAGGCCUGUAGCGAAUAGCGGGGACA